Capronia epimyces CBS 606.96 is the source of this 789-nucleotide messenger RNA. RefSeq names its product 20S proteasome subunit beta 7. The record is from RefSeq and is a predicted model, not a curated record. NCBI's taxonomy places the organism in Eukaryota, Fungi, Ascomycota, Eurotiomycetes, Chaetothyriales, Herpotrichiellaceae. Bases 1 to 789 code for a protein of 262 amino acids. The transcript is spliced from 3 exons. Gene Ontology annotation, cellular component: proteasome core complex.
AUGAAUCACUAUCCUCAAGCCUGGGGCCGGCCCAGAGACGACGUCUACGGCCCGUACGACAACUCGUAUUUCCAGGCAUCUGCGCCGCAAACGCAUACACAGUCGCCAGCCGUUACAGGGACAUCAGUGCUCGGAGUCAAGUUCAAGGACGGCGUGGUCAUUGCCGCGGACAAUCUAGCUUCAUACGGGUCUCUGGCUCGGUUCACCGAUGUCAAGCGUCUGCGGACGUUUCCUCCCAACACCGUGAUUGGAUUCGGCGGCGAUGUCUCAGACAUGCAAUACCUCGACCGGUUACUACAGUCGCUCGACAUUCGAGAAAACUACCUCUCCUCCUACGGACAUGUCCUCAAUGCGAAGAACCUACACACGUAUCUAUCGAAGGUGCUAUACAAGAGAAGAAGCGACUUCAAUCCCUUGUGGAACAUGUUGUUGGUGGCUGGUCUGGAUGACGACGACAAACCAUUCCUAGCAAGCGCCGACCUACUCGGAACCACCUUCUCAAGCCCUACGCUGGCCACCGGUUUCGGUGCGCACCUAGCACAGCCUCUAUUGCGAAAGCUGAUGCCACACGAUGAGGACAGCGUGAAGGACGUGACCAAGGAGAUGGCCGUCGAGGCUAUCAAGGCGUGCAUGAAAGUGCUCUUUUAUCGAGAUGCUCGGAGUUUGGACAAGUACAGCAUCGCUGUGGUGACGAAAGACGGGGUAGAGCUCAAGGAAGAUCAGAAACUGGAGGACCAAAGCUGGGCGUUUGCUGAUCAGAUUCGAGGGUACGGGACACAGGUGAAUUAG